AAUGAUUGAAAAAAAUAAGUCUAAGGUCAUAAUAGUCUACUUAUCCAAUUUCACACCACACCUUCCAUCUUGGGUCCACGAACCUGCUCCCGAAGCUCACUUUCAUACUCUUGCAUUCCAUAUAUAAACCCUUCCACUCUUUCUUUACUCUCAUCUUCAAAUCUCACAACUUAUCUUCGACCUUUCUUAUCAAUGUCAACUUUUGAUGAACUAGCAGCUCUUGAUUUCAUUAGACAACACCUUCUCAGUGAAUACGAAACCCCUAAUAACCUUCUUUCUGAAUCUGAUCUAUCAGUUUCUGAUUAUUCUGAGGAACAACACAUAUCUGAUUUCCCAAUAAACCUUACGGUACAUGAAUCCGUUAACAAGAGAACCGAAAACUCUCACUCGAAUAACAAUUCGGAGAAAUCAGAGUCCGCUGAGGAGGUGAAGGUACACUACAGAGGAGUAAGACGAAGGCCUUGGGGAAAGUACGCAGCCGAGAUUCGAGAUCCGAAGCGUAGCGGUGCGAGAGUGUGGUUGGGGACGUUUGAUACUGGUGUUGAUGCCGCUAAGGCGUAUGAUAGAGCCGCAUUUCAGAUGCGCGGUUCGAAAGCGAUUUUGAAUUUUCCUCUAGAGGUUGAGAAUUUAAAGGAGGAGUUAACUGGAGGAAAUGAAGCUUUAAUCAUAACUUCCGGCAGUGGGUGCAGGAAAAGAAUGAGGGAUGAGAGUGAGAUGGAGGUAGUUGUGAAGAAGGAAAAGUUGUUAGAGACGGUUAGUUUGCCGUUAACGCCGUCAAGUUGUAUGGCGGGUUGGGAUUUUAAUUGGGGGAACAUGAUGUUGUCGCCGUUAUCUCAGUUUAUGGUGAUUUGAGAGUUUGAAUUUGGUUGCUUGUAUAUUUGAUUUUCAACGCACAAUUAUUUGUUAAUUCUUUUA
Helianthus annuus (common sunflower) is the source of this 915-nucleotide messenger RNA. Its product is annotated as ethylene-responsive transcription factor 5-like. NCBI's taxonomy places the organism in Eukaryota, Viridiplantae, Streptophyta, Magnoliopsida, Asterales, Asteraceae. Gene Ontology annotation, molecular function: DNA-binding transcription factor activity; DNA binding. Gene Ontology annotation, biological process: regulation of DNA-templated transcription; ethylene-activated signaling pathway. The coding region runs from base 193 to 852 and encodes 219 amino acids. The record is from RefSeq and is a predicted model, not a curated record. The transcript has a single exon.